CUCCCUCUCCCUCUCCCUCUCUCAAUAUCCCUCUCUUUCGAUCUCCCUCUCCCGAUCUCAACCCUCUCUCUCGAUCUCAACCCUCUCUCGAUCUCCCUCCCACUCUCCCUCUUCUCUCGAUCUCCCUCUCCCUCUUCCGAUCUCGACCCUCUCUCUCUCGAUCUCCCUCUCACUCUCCCUCCCUCUCUCGAUCUCCCUCUCCCUGUCCGACUCUAGAUCUGACAGUCCCCACACGGUAUUGUGGAAGUAGCAGCAGCAGCUCUGUAUGGGGUGUAUCGUAGCUCUGAAAGAUGACAUGCAAAAAGACGCCAUCGACUGUGCUCUCUCCGCCGUUGAUAAGCACGGCGUGGAGAAGGACAUUGCCAAGUACAUCAAGGAGGAGUUCGAUAAGGAGUAUGGCACCACCUAGCAUUGCAUCGUUGGGCACAAUUUCGCUGUUAUUUGUUGGAGGGAGUAGGAAAGAAGAAUCAGAAUUUCUUCAUUUUUUGAUCUUUGUAGAUGAAGUGAUGGAACUAGUAGAGCUUGAUAAUCUCAAAGAUGCAAUAGUGGGCCUCCCAGGGAUUACAGGACUGUCGACAGAACAAAGGAAGAGCUUGACAAUAGCCGUGGAGCUUGUUGCUAACCCUUCAAUCAUCUUCAUGGAUGAACCAACAUUAGGUCUUGAUGCAAGGGCAGUGGCCAUUGUCAUGAGAAUCGUAAGGAACAUGGUUGAUACAGGAAGAACAGUUGCCUGCACAAUCCAUCAACCUAGCAUUGACAUCUUUGAAGCUUUCGAUGAGCUUCUACUGAUGAAAAGAGGAGGGCAAGUGAUAUACUCUCGACCUUUGGGCCAGAAUUCGCAGAAGAUAAUCGAAGACUUUGAAGAGAUUCUUGGCAUCCCAAAAAUAAAAGAGAAAUACAAUCUGGCAACAUGGAUGCUAGAAGCAAGCUCAAUUGCCGCUGAAGUUCGAUUGGGAAUUGAUUUUGCCAAGCACUACAAGUCCUCGCAGUUGUAUCAGAGAAAUAAAGCGCUGGUUAAGGAGCUAAGCACUCCUGCCCCAGGAGCCAAAGAUAUCUAUUUCCCCACACAAUACUCUGAGUCUACUUUUGGGCAGUUCAAAUCAUGCCUUUGGAAGCAAUGGUUGACAUAUUGGAGAAGCCCUGACUAUAACCUCGCCCAAUACUUCUUCACCUUAGUUGUUGCCCUCAUGCUUGGCAUGAUCUUUUGGCGGGUUGGCACAAAAAGGUAAGCAUCACUUCCUCUAUUUCAAGUGUUUCAAGAAAAAUUUCAGCCUCCCAUGUGGCCAUUCUUCUCCUAUAGUCUGAUCAUUUCAUGUUCUCGGUCCCAUUAAAUGAUUAGGUACUUCAUGAGAAUCUUAAACAACAAAAUUUUAUUUACUCGAGUAUUC
Molecule: messenger RNA, 1388 nt
Organism: Magnolia sinica
Lineage: Eukaryota; Viridiplantae; Streptophyta; Magnoliopsida; Magnoliales; Magnoliaceae
Product: ABC transporter G family member 29-like
Exons: 7
Coding region: 291-1229 (312 amino acids)
Cellular component (GO): membrane
Molecular function (GO): ABC-type transporter activity
Source: RefSeq, a predicted model, not a curated record